AAUAAAUACAUUGCCUUUUCGCCUUCUCCUCUCUUUUUUCCAUUCUCUCUCUCUCUCUCCCUCCGUCUCUGUCUCUCUAUCAUUUUUCAGUUUUCUGUUGCUCUAUAUUUCCUUUUCCUAGGGUUUCUUCUAAACCUGCCGUCGUUUGUUUUGAGGACGCCAAUUGAUUCCUCUAUUGCCGUUCUGUUAAAUUUCAGAGACGCAUCAGGAUAACAGUCAAGUGGUGAAAUUGACUGUCUGCCUGGUGUAAGUAAAUAGAGGUUCGGAAAUGAGAUUGUGCAGAGUCUCAAUUUAAUGGACUAUUUCCCAAGCAGCAGUUGCAAAAAGACAUUAAAGAGGUGGUUUUUCAUAGAUAAGAGGGUCGGAUAGAGGAUUUUAGUCAAUACAUUCCAAGUUUAGUGUUUGAUCAUCAAUAAAAAGCGUUGUCUUAAAGUCACCUGGUCCCUAUGGAUUUGAAGUCGACAAAAGCUUCUCCGGUUCUUGCGGAUCCUGCACCCAUGAACAAGUCUAGACUGGGGAUCCAUUCUGGUCUCUUGCCCUGCUCACAAUCUGGACCGUCUUUCUCCACUGCCGUCUCAUCAAUUCCCAGAAAAAAGCCAGGAAAGCUCGAUGAUGUCUGUUCCAAUGGCUGGCUUGAUGCUAUGAAAUCAUCUUCCCCUCCUCGCAAGAAAGUUCUUAAGGAUUUCAACUUUGCUGAUUUGGUUCCCGAUGAUGGAGAAACUGCGUACGAGUCUUGGAAGAUCAGGUACCCAUCAGCACUCAACUCCUUCCGGACAAUAAGUACUCGUGCGAGGAAUAGGAAGAUAGUCGUGUUUUUAGAUUAUGAUGGCACACUAUCCCCCAUUGUGGACGACCCUGAUCGAGCUUUUUUGUCUGAUGAUAUGCGGUCUGCAGUAAGGAGUGUCGCAAAGCAUUUCCCAACAGCCGUCAUCAGCGGAAGAAACCGUGACAAGGUCUUUCAACUGGUAGGACUAACCGAACUCUACUAUGCCGGUAGUCAUGGAAUGGACAUCAUAUUCCCGGGCAGAGACAUGAUGUCGAGAAACAAUAUAAAUUGUGUUAAGUCAACUGACAAGGAGGGCAAGGAGGUUAACCUAUUCCAGCCAGCUAGGGAAUUUUUACCUAUGAUUAAUGAGGUCUUUACAAAACUCGUUGAGACUUGUAAAGACAUAAAAGGCGCAAAAGUAGAGAACCAUAAAUUUUGCGCCUCUGUACAUUAUCGCAAUGUAGAUCAGGAGAAUUGGCAUAUAAUUGCACAAUAUGUUCACGACAUUCUGAAAGAGUAUCCUCGAUUGCGACUAACUCAUGGACGAAAGGUUUUAGAGAUUCGUCCUGUUAUUAACUGGGAUAAGGGAAAAGCAGUUGAAUUUCUUCUUGAAUCUCUAGGGUUUAGCAACUGUGAUGAUGUGCUCCCCAUUUACAUCGGAGAUGACAGGACCGAUGAAGAUGCAUUCAAGGUUCUGAAGAAGAGGAAUUGUGGGUAUGGAAUACUUGUGUCUGCUGUCACGAAAGAGAGCAACGCCUUCUUUUCUCUGAAAGACACUUCCGAGGUUCAAGAUUUCCUCGAAUCCCUGGUGAAAAUGGCACAAGGUGAUGCAAGGAAAAAUGGGAAAUCAUCUGAUAACGAUACUAAAAAAAAAUAGGCCUUGUAUGAUUCUACAGCAAAGUUAUUAAAUAAUUUUGUCUCACAGUAUUGUAAAAAGCUUUAAUCCUAUUCUAUUUAUUAUUUUUCCGUGACGAAUGAGGGGGGUUUUCCCUAGCCUCUUUUAGAUAGCAAGCUCCCAUUACAAUUUGAUUAUAUCUGUAAUUGAUAUUUGAUAAUUGUACAAAAAAAUGUUGCAAUAUAUCAUUCGGUAAUGGAAAUUGGAUUAUUGGCCCCA
Messenger RNA from Salvia miltiorrhiza (redroot sage), 1880 nucleotides. Its product is annotated as probable trehalose-phosphate phosphatase F. The coding region runs from base 447 to 1643 and encodes 398 amino acids. Lineage: Eukaryota; Viridiplantae; Streptophyta; Magnoliopsida; Lamiales; Lamiaceae. The record is from RefSeq and is a predicted model, not a curated record. Gene Ontology annotation, molecular function: trehalose-phosphatase activity. The transcript is spliced from 15 exons. Gene Ontology annotation, biological process: trehalose biosynthetic process.